AUGAACGACGCUAUCGGGACACCGUCUCGGGCGGCGACACAAACUGCGGUCGACGCCUCUGUCGCCAAAGGUGCGUCGCUGGCGGAGGGCGGCGUCGGCAGCGCCGUCCUGUCCGAGGGCAUGGGCUGCGGCAACUGGCACUCGGCCUCGCUGGAGGCGGAGACGGUGGAGAGUGCCGGUGCGUGUGUCGAGAAGUGCCGCCAGACUCCAGGCUGUGUCUCCGUGAAUUACCAGGUUAGGCCUGCCAACGGCAUCGACGGCAUUGAUGUGGGGAGCUGCUACCUCUUGAACGAGCCUUGCAUUGAGGGGCCCAACGAGUAUUGGGACGCAUACGCCUUGCCUGAGAACGACCGUAUGGUAUCACGUAUGGGCAGCCACGUCAGUCGGCAAAUUGGAUGCUCGAAUUUGGGAGAGAUCACUCGGGGCGAUGAAACGAUGGAGUGGAGCUCUUACGAAUGCUCUUUGAAAUGCGAGAAGGACGGCGCGUGUGUUGGCAUUGUCACCGGGUCGUCAGUGCCAGAGUGUGGCGAUGGCAAUAGUGAGCGCAGAUGCCAGUUGCUGUACGGCGAGUGCUCGGAGAGUCUGGAUGGUAAUUUCACCUGCGUGGACAUAUUCUACAAGACGCCGUGGACUCUCUCGAUGGAUACAGGAGCCUCGUACUCCACCUCCGCGAGUAUGAGACCGCGGUUUGGCUCGGGAGCGUCCGCCGGGGCUCUCUCAGCAGACUCUGGAGUAUCCUCCUCCACCUCCUCCACGACCACCUCCUCCACGAGUUCGAGACCGCGGUCCGUCUCGGGAGCGCCGGACUUGGCGUAUGACCCAACCAGCGAGCUGCUCGGAGAACUAUUCGCGAUCUCGGCAGACGCCGCCGAGGGCUCGGAGGAGUUCAGCGUGGACAUGCCCGAGUGCUUCCUGGUCAGAGACGUCAUCGAGCUUCUGGGGGCCCACCCGGCGUCCGACCUCGAGCAGCAAUACACGAUCGUGAGCAUCGUUGGCACCACCAUCACCAUCGCCCCGGCGCUCACUCACGACUUCACCGCAGGGACAUCGGUGCUCAGGAUCAAGCACCCUUUCCCUUCGAACACCUGCGGGGAGUGGGCGGUGGGCUGA
Messenger RNA from Prorocentrum cordatum, 1110 nucleotides. NCBI's taxonomy places the organism in Eukaryota, Dinophyceae, Prorocentrales, Prorocentraceae. The record is from the annotation of a GenBank genome assembly.